This is a messenger RNA of Impatiens glandulifera, 2056 nucleotides long. Its product is annotated as alpha-1,3-mannosyl-glycoprotein 2-beta-N-acetylglucosaminyltransferase. The transcript has 19 exons. Lineage: Eukaryota; Viridiplantae; Streptophyta; Magnoliopsida; Ericales; Balsaminaceae. Gene Ontology annotation, molecular function: alpha-1,3-mannosylglycoprotein 2-beta-N-acetylglucosaminyltransferase activity. The coding region runs from base 435 to 1766 and encodes 443 amino acids. The record is from RefSeq and is a predicted model, not a curated record. Gene Ontology annotation, cellular component: Golgi apparatus.
AUUCACAAGCCGGACUAAGUAGGACUAUAAGCGGCCAUUUGUGACUUUGUUAGUUCUCGGUCGCUCUCCCUUUUCUGCUCGCACUUCCUUUCCCGCUCGCGCUCCCGUUCUCGGUCGCGUUCCUGCCUCAUCUCCGAUCUCCUAUUUCAUCUCUUCUAUUUCAAAUUCUCAGUAGAUAAUAUUUAAAUACAGCUAGAAGUAAUAUGGACAAAUCGAUCAAUCGAUUGGUUAAACAGCUAGCAGCUAGCUAGCUAGGUCUUUUAAGUUGACCAUGAGGAGGAGGUAGCUGCGUCUGGUUGAAGAAAGCAGCCAUCCUUCCAUAUCAUAGACAAAGACAACAGAGCCUGAUCCAUCAACUGCAAGGUUCAAGUUAGCACUAUAUAUAGGCCAGAUCCACGCCUGAAAACGAAAACACAUCAAAUCGACAUAAUACAAUGGCUUCGUUCAACUUUCGAUAUCUUCUACUUCCGGUGGCUUUUGUGUUCAUAUACAUCCAGAUGCGGCUUUUCGUUACACAAUCAGAAUUCGCUGAUAGACUUGCUAAUGCUGUGGAAUCUGAAAAUCAUUGUACAAGUCAAAUGCGAUUGUUAAUUGAUCAAAUAAGCAUGCAGCAAGGGCGAUUAAUAGCCCUAGAAGAAGAAAAGAAACGCCAGCUGAAGGAGUGUCAGCAACUAAGGACUCUUGUUCAAGAUCUAGAAAAGAAAGGUCUGGAUGCAAGGAUUAGCAAAACACAGGUGCCUGUGGCAGCAGUUGUUGUCAUGGCUUGUAAUCGUGCUGAUUACCUGGAAAGGACUAUCGAAUCUGUCCUGAAAUACCAAAGCUCCAUUGCUUCAAAGUAUCCUCUUUUUGUCUCUCAGGAUGGAGAAGAUUCUGGUGUUAGAACCAAGGCCUUAAGUUACAAGCAAUUAACCUAUAUGCAGCAUCUGGAUUUUGAACCAGUACAAACUGACAGGCCUGGAGAAUUAAUUGCAUACUACAAGAUUGCACGUCAUUAUAAAUGGGCAUUAGAUAAAUUAUUCUACAACCACAACUUCAGCAGAGUCAUAAUACUUGAAGAUGACAUGGAUAUUGCUCCAGAUUUUUUUGAUUAUUUUGAGGCAGCAGCAGCACUACUUGAUAAGGAUAAAUCAAUCAUGGCUGUAUCUUCAUGGAAUGACAAUGGACAGAAGCAGUUUGUGUCAGAUCCUUACAUGCUUUACCGUUCAGAUUUUUUUCCUGGACUUGGAUGGAUGCUUACUAAAUCUACUUGGGAUGAGUUAUCACCAAAAUGGCCAAAAGCUUACUGGGAUGAUUGGUUGAGAUUAAAGGAGAAUCACAAAGGUAGACAGUUCAUCCGUCCAGAGGUUUGCAGAACUUAUAACUUUGGCGAGCAUGGUUCUAGUAUGGGUCAGUUCUUCAAGCAGUAUCUUGAACCAAUUAAGCUGAAUGAUGUCCAGGUGAAUUGGAAUUCAUUGGAUCUCAGCUACAUGACAAAGGAAAACCAUGUGAAGCAUUUUGCAGCCAUGGUUAAAAAAGCUAAACCCAUUCAUGGAGCCGAUGCCAUUUUAAAGACAAAUAACAUUAAUGGUGAUGUAAGGAUUCGGUACAAUGACCAAGACGAUUUUGAAUCCAUUGCUCGUGAAUUUGGGAUUUUCCAGGAGUGGAAGGAUGGUGUACCAAGAACUGGAUACCUUGGAGUUGUUGUUUUCCGAUACAAAGCUUCUAGACGUGUUUUCCUUGUUGGGCCACAAUCAUUGGAGCUGCUUGGGAUUGAGCAAGCUAUCUAAUACUUUUGAUUUAGAAUUAGCCAUUAAACUAAAUUGAACCGAACCCAUCAUCAGGCAGGUGCUAUACGAGUGGAACAUAUACUUGAAAAAAAAGGGGUUCUUCUUCUUGGUUGGUGAGACCAAAUUGUGAUGGUAGGUAUAAAUUAUUUAUAAAGGUACACCAGUUUUGUUUUUCAAAUUAGGAGUACAAAAUUUAAUCUGAUUAAUCAUUCAUACAUUUUAUACCCAAGUUUGUUGGAAAAUAACAAUGUGUUGAGUUUUAAAGCAAUUGUGAGACAUGUGUUCGGAGA